AUGUCAGGUCUCUCUACUGCGGAUGAGAAGAGAAGGGUCUUUGAGCCUGAACAAUCUGGCUCUGCUGAUAAAGCGAGUUCAAGCCGGAAUCCGCCCCAGCCUGGCAUCCCAUCGGACAACCCUCCUCCAUACCACAACUGGCAGGAGGCAGUGCCAGAUACAUCCAUUCUACCACCACCACCAAGUCAGGGUUAUCUAUACUCGAAUACUGGCAAUGCAUCUGCGGAAGAUGCUGAUCGCGCUCAUGAUUUCUGUGAUAACACACCCCUAUGGAUCCCGUGUAAGCCAUCUCCGGCAGUGUACGAUGCCGUCAAGCAUGGCGAUAUCCGGCCAGUCCGCCCUUUGGAAUAUAACGGCGGCCUCGACCUUAUCGGGAACGGGCGCUGGAGGGGUCGUACGUAUGACGGCAACGGAGACUGUAUUAUUCUCAGCGGAUUACCUGUAUAUUUUGCGGCAGAAGACUCGCCGCUGAUGACGGAAAUGACGAAGACGAUAUAUUUCGAGGUGAAGCUCCUCGGGCUAUACGGUGGGACUGCGGAUCAAGUGCCAGGGUUCUCAAUAGGAUUUGCAGCCCAGCCAUACCCAGCAUGGCGAUCGCCCGGCUGGGAGAGAGGCAGUCUAGGCGUUUUCUCUGAUGAUGGGUGUCGGUUUGUGAAUGAUUCCUGGGGCGGACAUGAGUUUACCACUGAGUUUAAUGUUGGAGAGACAGUUGGUCUCGGGAUGACUUUCUCUCUAUCCCCUGAAAUCUCGAAUUCAAACAACCCACCGCAAAUGCCUAUGAGCUCAAAGAGGACGCCAUUGCUGGUUGAAGUAUUCUUCACCCGGAAUGGCCAAAAGGUGGGAAAUUGGAACCUCCACGAGGAGACCGAUGAGGACAGCGGUGGAGUUGGCGGCCUGGAAGGUGAUUAUGACCUCUACGGUGCACUUGGAUUAUUCGGCGGCGUUGAAUUCGAGGCGUGUUUCGACCGGUCAGGCUGGCUAUGGACUCCUCCCUCGUGA
Molecule: messenger RNA, 999 nt
Organism: Arthroderma uncinatum
Lineage: Eukaryota; Fungi; Ascomycota; Eurotiomycetes; Onygenales; Arthrodermataceae
Exons: 1
Coding region: 1-999 (332 amino acids)
Source: RefSeq, a predicted model, not a curated record